Physella acuta is the source of this 4520-nucleotide messenger RNA. RefSeq names its product DNA mismatch repair protein Msh6. Gene Ontology annotation, biological process: mismatch repair. The record is from RefSeq and is a predicted model, not a curated record. Gene Ontology annotation, cellular component: MutSalpha complex; nucleus. Gene Ontology annotation, molecular function: ATP binding; ATP-dependent DNA damage sensor activity; mismatched DNA binding. NCBI's taxonomy places the organism in Eukaryota, Metazoa, Mollusca, Gastropoda, Physidae.
CCUCCCUUUUAAUUUUUAUCCGUGUUACAUAAACAAUAGUUUUAAACACAGUCUACAGUCUACACAUAUUUAAGUAUCUGUAACUGGUUAAAAAAUGUCUAAGACUCCAAAGGGCAAGCAAGGUAACACCUUGUUCGCCUAUUUUCAAAAGACACCAAAAUCAGAGAACAAGUCAAGCGAAAUUCUGUCACCCAGGCGCUCACCGAAUUCCGAUAAGAAGAAAAAUGUCAGUGGGAGCAACUCAGCCGCAUCAUCCCCUAUUACAGGCAGAACAAAAAACGACGUUCAAGUUUCAUCUUUGGGUGACAUUGUCUGGGCCAAGCUGGAAGGCUUUCCGUGGUGGCCAAGUCUAGUUUGUAACCACCCAACACAGAAAACACACUCUAAGGGGGGUAAAGUCCCCAUGGUUCAUGUUCAAUUUUUUGAUGACCCUCCCUCUAGAGCCUGGAUCAAAGCCAGGAAUAUCAAACCAUUUAAAGGCGCAAAUGACGAGGCUUGGCAAAAAGGUGGACAGUUCUACUCAUUGAACAACAAGAUAAGGAAAGGUGUUGAAGACGCAGACAAGGCACUUGGUUUAGAAGUUGAUGAAAGAAUGAAGCUUGUUGUUGAGCUGCAGCCUUCAAGUGAAGAGGAGGAUGAUGAUCAUGAUGAAGUGGCAGAAAAAAUGGAUUUAGAUCCCUCGAUAUUUGAUGAUGAGAUGUCUGAUCAGGAAGUAGCAACUAAAGAAAACUGUGAGGUCAAAACUAAAGAAACGGAGGAGGGAGUAACCUCAAGCAAACCGUCACCAAAACCUACAGAGAAUUUAACUAAAUCCAAGAGAAAAGCUGCUCAAGAGGCGGCGGUUAAAAAUAAAAGGCGAAAAAUUAUUGCCUCUGAAAGUGCAGAUGAGGAUUCAGAAGAAGAUUUCAAACCAGUUUCUUCCGAAGAUGAUGAUGAUGGGGACUCCAGCAGUGGAGUGGAUGAGGCACACAUAGAAUCAGAAGUAGAGGUGGAAUCUGAGUCUGAAUCUCCUAUCAAAGAGUCUCGAAAAAGGAAAAGUAAUGGUACACCAGCGACCAAAAGCAAGGCAAAAAAAUCCCUGAAUUUGUCCUCAUUUGCCGGGGAUAAGAAAACCAGCCCAACAGUUAGUGAGAACACGAAAUCUAAGCUGUCCUUGUUCACUGCACCUGAGACUGGUUCAGAUGACACAGCAGUGAAAGAUACAUCCAGUUUUACACAUCUACAUCUGGACUUCUUGCAGCCAGAGAAGAUUAGGGAUGCAAACAAGCGACUAAAAGAGGAUCCAGACUACAAUCCUAGGACACUCUAUGUACCGGAUUCAUUCCUUAGUAAACAGACGCCUGCCAUGCGUCAGUGGUGGGAGCUCAAGAUCAACCAUUUUGAUACAGUUCUUUUCUUCAAGGUUGGCAAGUUUUAUGAACUCUACCAUAUGGAUGCAGUUACUGGGGUCAAUGAACUGGGCCUGAUUUAUAUGAAGGGUGACUGGGCCCACUCUGGGUUCCCUGAGAUCGCCUACAACCGCUACGCUGAUGCUCUCAUCCUCAAAGGGUACAAGGUGGCCAGGGUGGAGCAGACAGAGACUCCGGAUAUGAUGGCUGACCGUUGCAAAACGAUGGGCAAACAGGCAACAAAGUUUGAUAAGGUUGUGAAGAGAGAAAUCUGCCAAGUGAGCACACAGGGAACUAAGACUUACAACUAUCUGGAUGGUGACAGUGGUGAUGCUACUAGCAAAUAUUUACUGGCAGUUUGUGAGAAGGUUGAGUCAGGUGAAGGGAGAAGUACAUAUGGCGUGUGCUUUAUUGAUACCUUGAUUGGAAUAUUUCAUGUUGGUCAAUUUGAAGAUGACCGUCACAUGUCCAGGUUGCGCACUUUAAUAGCCCACUACACACCAACUCAGGUUUUAUACGAAAGAGGAAAAAUAUCAUCAGCCACUUUGCAACUGUUUAAAGCCAAUCUAACAUCAGCACUGAAGGAGGCCUUGACCCCGGGGUCAGAGUUCUGGGACAGUGGGAAGACCUUGAAGGUUUUAUCAGAGGAGGAGUACUUCAAAUCCAAAGAUGAUGACCUGCAGAUGCCUGAUGUCAUUAAAGCUAUGCUGAGUGAAAAUGAUGCUCUAGGCCUAACUGCAGCUGACUCAAGUGAACUGGCAGUGAGAGCUCUUGGUGCUGUCACUUGGUAUCUUCAGUACUGUCUGCUAGAUCAAGAACUCUUGUCUAUGAAGAAAUUUGAAAAGUAUAUCCCUAUUGAAAGCUCUAAUUUGAGUACAAAAAAGGAUGAUACAUUUGAUUUAAAACAGAGGCAUAUGGUCCUGGAUGGCGUGACCAUGGCUAACCUGGAUGUAGUAUGGAACACAUCCACACAAUCCACACAAGGGACACUACUGGAGAGAUUAAACACAUGUUCAACAUCUUUCGGCAAAAGACUUUUCCACCAGUGGCUCUGCUCCCCUCUAUGCCAGCCUGCGUCUAUUUCUGACAGACUUGAUGCUGUAGAUGACCUGAUUCAAAUACCAGGCACAGUGGAGGAGUGUGUGACCAUACUGAAGAGACUUCCAGACUUGGAAAGAUUACUUAGCAGGAUUCACUCCAUUGGGUCAGCUGGCAAAAGUAAAAGUCACCCAGACAGCAGAGCAAUUCUUUAUGAAGAGGUCACUUACAGCAAAAAGAAAAUUGACGACUUCUUAACAACAAUAGAGGGAUUUAAAUCUGCAGUAAAAAUAAUGGAGAAAUUUAAACCAGCUGCCUCUUCAUUCAAAUCAAAGUUGCUUGGGAAAACUGUCAACAUCAAGUCUGCAGCUACAGGGGAUGACGCCCACUUCCCUGACAUUGCUGAGGAUUUAGAAUUCUUUGAUACUGCCUUUGAUCAUAAAAAAGCUAAAAAAGAUGGAGUCAUUGUUCCCAGCAAAGGAGUCGACGAGGACUAUGACAAAGCUUUAGAAGAUAUCAGAACAAUAGAAGCAGAGUUUGCUGAAUACUUAGACACUCAGAAAAAAGUUUUGGGGUGUAGAUCAAUAACGUACUGGGGGACAGCAAAAAAUCGCUAUCAGAUAGAAGUCCCUGAAUCCGCCUGGUCCAACAUUCCCAACUCGUACGAAGCAAUGUCCUCAAAGAAGGGGGCCAAGAGAUUCCGGACAGCCGCAAUAAAUGACCUCCUGCGACAGCUGAUGGAAGCUGAAGACAAGAAAGAUGCCUGUCUUAAGGACAUCAUGAGAAGGAUAUUUCACAGUUUUGAUGAGAGGCAUUCAAAAUGGAUGGCAGUUGUUGAGUGCCUGUCAGUGUUAGAUGUACUCAUAGCCCUGGCAGCCUACAGCAGAGGGGCUGACGGCGUUGUCUGCAGACCUGAAAUUGUUUUACCUGAAAGUGGAAUGCAGCCUUUACUGGAGAUCCGUGAUGGGCGCCAUCCAUGUGUGGCAAGAACAUUUGAAGGUGGAGAUUUUAUCCCAAACGAUACUGUGAUUGGUGUGAAAGAUGAGAAUGAUGAUGAAGAUGGAAGCUACUCUGAAAGUCAGGUUGUCUUGGUAACUGGACCUAACAUGGGAGGCAAGUCAACGCUAAUGCGCCAAGUGGGGCUAAUCACUAUCAUGGCCCAGAUUGGCUGUUAUGUUCCUGCGGAAAAAUGUCGGCUGACCCCAGUGGACAGGAUAUUUACCAGACUUGGCGCCAGCGACAGAAUUAUGGCAGGUGAAAGUACAUUUUUUGUGGAGUUAAGUGAGACAUCAUCCAUUUUACAACAUGCAUCAAAGCACUCCCUGGUGCUAAUGGAUGAACUGGGAAGAGGUACAGCUACCUAUGAUGGGACAGCCAUUGCUUGUGCUGUUGUGAAGACUCUCUCUGAAAAUAUCAAGUGCAGAUCACUCUUCUCAACCCAUUAUCACUCUCUUGUUGAAGAGUUUAAAAAUGACUCUAAUGUUCGACUUGGCCACAUGGCUUGCAUGGUAGAGAAUGAGAACGAUGAAGAUCCAUCUCAAGAGACCAUCACGUUUCUCUACAAGUUUGUCAAGGGGGCGUGUCCUAAGAGCUAUGGUUUUAACGCUGCCAGACUGGCCAGUAUCCCCGAGGAGGUAAUUACAACAGCCGUACAGAAAUCCAAACAGUUUGAGAAAACAGUUGAAUGCCAGAAGUUAUUCAGAUCUAUAAUGAACAGUAACUCUGCAACAGAAGUUUUGCCCCUUGUAUCAACCUUAUGCUAACACAGCCAGCCCUAGUUAAGAGGAUACAGAUACCCAAGUCUACUAAUCUACAGUUGUGCUAAUUAGUUUAAUACAGCCCUUCCUUGACAAUUUUGCCUGAUGUUAUUAGGUGCAGCUUGUUGAUGUAACUACUGUUAAUUUUCUUAUUUCCUUUAAAUUUUAUAAUGCUGAGUAUUAAGUUUUUUUUUAUCCCACCCUUGUAAAAAACCACUGUACAUAAUUUGUUGCAUUUUUUUAUGUAGAGAUUACGGGCAUUUGAGAAUUUCUAUUUUUGAAUCAAAUAUAUUUCAUUUUUGUGAUCAUACAAUACUGACUCUUAAGUAAAGAAAUC